This is a messenger RNA of Menidia menidia (Atlantic silverside), 6616 nucleotides long. NCBI's taxonomy places the organism in Eukaryota, Metazoa, Chordata, Actinopteri, Atheriniformes, Atherinopsidae. The record is from the annotation of a GenBank genome assembly.
AUGGCUGAUCAGAGCAACAUUCAAUCCGCCGCCUCCAAGAGCAUCCGGCCCUUUAAAUCCAGCGAGGAGUACCUGUACGCCAUGAAGGAAGACCUCGCCGAAUGGCUCAACACCCUGUACGAGCUGGACAUCACUGCGGACACCUUCAUGGACGGGCUGGGGACGGGCUGCGCCCUGUGUCGGCACGCCAACAACGUCAACCGGGCCGCCCAGGACUUCCAGCGGACCUACCCGGAGGCGGCGCACUCCAUGAAGGUGCCGUCCAAAGACGUCGUCUUCCAGUCGCGCAACGUCGUCCCCGGCUCGUUCGUGGCCCGGGAUAACGUGUCCAACUUCAUCGCGUGGUGCAGGCAGGAGCUGUGGAUCAAGGACGUGCUCAUGUUCGAGACCAACGACCUGGUGGAGCGAUGCAACGAGAAGAAUUUCGUCCUGUGCCUGCUGGAGGUGGCGCGGAGGGGCUCCAAGUUCGGCAUGCUGGCCCCCAUGCUGAUCCAGCUGGAGGAGGAGAUCGAGGAGGAGAUCCGGGACCAGGAGAGCUGUCGGGUGGACGGAGGGGAGCCGGAGGAGAAGAGCUCACCCGGCAGGUGCUACGGCCGGAAGGUGAGCUGCCAGAGCGCGGAGGAUGAGGAUGAGGAUGAGGAUGAGGAGGAACCCGACCCGGAGCCCUUCGUCUGGCCUCAGAAGAGAGUCUUAUGCGACAUGCGGAAUCUGGACGAGCUGGUUCGGGAGAUUCUCGGCCGCUGCUCUUGUCCAGCUCAGUUCCCCAUGAUCAAAGUAUCCGAGGGGAAGUACAAAGUGGGAGACUCCAGUUCACUGAUCUUCAUCAGGGUCCUACGCACUCAUGUGAUGGUGCGUGUCGGAGGGGGCUGGGACACACUAGAGCAUUAUUUGGAUAAGCACGACCCAUGUCGUUGUGCUGCUUUUGCCCACCGUUACCACCAAGCCAAAGCCAGCGGCCAAGGUCAGGGAGCUCAGAGCAAGUCCUCAAGCGCCCACUCGUCUCGCUCCACCAGUCCAGGCCCGCACUGGCGGAACGACGGCAUCGCCCCGUACAAACCUCCGGACAGGCGUUCCUUGGAACCCCUCUGCGUUCCCAACGCCCCCUCUUCUUCGUCAUCCUCUUCCUCCUCACGACCGGGCCGAUCUCAGAGCUCGUGUGUCCCCACAGAGCCCGACUCUUGUGCGGCGCGUACUCUGCUCCCGAGGCCGCCACGAGACCGCUCGGAGCCUCGCCACUUUAAUCCUCUCAGGAAUAAGGAGACAAUGAUGACAAGGCGACUCUCUGGAGACAGUGACUCCUCUACAGCGUCCUCUAAGGGAGGAGGAGGAGGAGGAGGAGGAGGAGGAGGUGGGCGACACUCUCUUGGGGGUACUCCACGGCGCUCUGGUGAAGAAGUAGUUCUGCUUGUCAACCGCAAAGAAGGAAAGCAUGUGAUCGAGAGGACGGGAGCGAGAAAUCAGACCCCGUCCUCGCGUCCCACGGCGCCUCGUGCUCGAAGUCAAUCGCGGGAACGUGCUCCGCUCACUCCAAUACUCAAAAAGCCCAACCCACCGCCGGCGUCGUCGGACGCAACGCGCUCGUCUCGCACGGAGAGGGGGCGUUCGCUUGGUAACGAGGGCCCGAGGAGGCUCCAUGCCCCGCGUUCCCACAGCCAGAGCAAGGUGACUGGCCGCACAUGGUCGAACGACGGCAGCCCAGCCCCCGCCCACAGAGACCAUCAGUUUCCAUCAUCGGAAAGACGAGAAGACCCUCGGAAUAAGCAGGCCCCCCCUUCCUCCCCAAGAGUGGGGGUUGGGCUGACUAAGAGGCAAUCGUCCUCAUGUUCGAACUCUCCUAUUAAAGGAAUCCAGAGCAGCAACAGCAGCCCCAGCAAGAAGACUAUCACCACCCCCAGACCUCCUGCUCCACGCUCGCCGUCCUCUGGGAGAGGAAGACUCCUCCCGCCCGUCAGCUCGGGAGGGCGGCGUUCUCCCCACGCGUCCCCUCGUAGCUCUCAUCAUCAUCAUCAUGCUGCCCGCUCCCCGCGCAUCCUGCACCCUCCCCGCUCAGCUGGCCGAGGGGGCCAGAGACACGCGUCCGGCUCGGAGUGCCAGGAAACCGAAGAGGAAGGCUUCGGCUUUCAAAUGCUGCCAGCGCUGGACCCGCAGAAGGAGCAGGACCUCUAUCGCAGCUUUGAGGCCGAGUUUCUGGCCAACACACAGCAGGUCAGAGAAGUUCCUGUUGGCAAGGCUCCGGGAGGAGCGGCGAUGCAGGUGUGUGUGCCCACUGAUCCUAAUGUCACAGACUCCUCUUCGAACUCCUCGUCUUCGUCCCUCAAUGUGGGUUCAAGGGUUGGAAUGCUCCCCGACCUCAGGGAAUCCAGGAGGACUAACCUUCGGGAGAUCUUCGAGCUCAAGGCAGAGCUGAACAGCGAUAAGAAAGAGAAAAAGAAGGAGGCUGUUAAGAAGGUCAUUGCAUCGAUGACGGUGGGCAAAGAUGUCAGCGCUCUGUUCCCAGAUGUGGUCAACUGCAUGCAGACAGACAACCUGGAACUGAAAAAGCUGGUCUACCUCUACCUGAUGAACUACGCCAAGAGUCAGCCUGACAUGGCCAUCAUGGCUGUUAACACCUUUGUGAAGGACUGUGAAGACCCCAACCCUCUGAUUCGGGCCCUGGCUGUUCGCACAAUGGGCUGCAUUCGUGUGGACAAGAUCACAGAGUACCUCUGCGAGCCUCUUAGAAAAUGUCUGAAGGACGAAGACCCCUACGUGAGGAAGACCGCGGCUGUGUGUGUUGCAAAGCUCCAUGACAUCAACGCUCAGUUGGUGGAGGACCAAGGCUUCCUGGACACCCUUAAAGAUCUCAUCUCGGACUCCAACCCCAUGGUUGUAGCUAACGCGGUCGCUGCUCUUUCUGAGAUAGCAGAGUCUCAUCCCAACAGUAAUCUGCUGGACCUAAACCCUCAGACCAUAAACAAGUUGCUGACGGCUCUCAAUGAAUGCACAGAGUGGGGACAGAUAUUUAUCCUCGACUGUCUGGCUAAUUACACCCCCCGUGACGACCGGGAGUCUCAAAGCAUCUGUGAGCGCGUCACCCCUCGGCUCUCCCACGCCAACUCUGCGGUGGUGCUAUCGGCCGUUAAAGUGUUAAUGAAGUUCAUGGAGAUGCUGCCCAAAGAUUUGGACUACUAUGGCACGCUGCUGAAGAAGCUCGCCCCGCCGCUGGUCACCCUCCUCUCGGCUGAGCCGGAGCUGCAGUACGUGGCGCUCAGAAACAUAAACCUCAUCGUUCAGAGACGCCCGGAGAUCAUGAAACAUGAAAUGAAGGUGUUCUUUGUAAAAUACAACGACCCGAUCUACGUCAAGCUGGAGAAACUGGACAUUAUGAUUCGCCUCGCAUCUCAAGCCAACAUUGCCCAGGUGCUGGCUGAGCUGAAGGAAUAUGCCACUGAGGUGGAUGUGGACUUUGUGAGGAAAGCAGUGAGGGCCAUUGGCCGCUGUGCCAUCAAAGUGGAGCAAUCAGCAGAACGCUGUGUCAGCACACUGCUGGAUCUCAUCCAGACCAAGGUCAAUUAUGUGGUGCAGGAGGCCAUUGUGGUCAUCAAGGACAUCUUUCGCAAGUACCCCAACAAGUAUGAGAGUGUAAUCGCCACUCUGUGUGAGAACCUUGACUCCUUGGAUGAGCCAGAGGCCCGUGCAGCCAUGAUCUGGAUUGUGGGGGAAUACGCCGAGCGCAUUGACAAUGCUGAUGAGCUGCUGGAGAGCUUUUUGGAGGGUUUCCAUGAUGAAAGCACUCAGGUUCAGCUCCAGCUGCUGACAGCUAUCGUCAAGUUGUUCCUGAAGAAACCCACAGAGACACAGGAACUGGUUCAGCAGGUUCUAAGCCUGGCUACACAGGAUUCUGAUAACCCUGACCUCAGAGAUCGAGGCUACAUCUAUUGGCGUCUGCUCUCCACGGACCCCGUGGCUGCCAAAGAGGUGGUCUUGGCUGAGAAGCCCCUGAUCUCUGAGGAGACGGACCUGAUCGAGCCGACCCUGCUGGAGGAGCUUAUCUGCCACAUCGGUACUCUAGCCUCUGUCUACCACAAGCCUCCCAGUGCCUUUGUUGAGGGCAGCCGCGGCGUCCAGCACAAGAGACUUCCUGGCAGCGCUGGAUCCGGUGAGAGCGUGGAAAGCCCAGACACCAGCUCUGCUGCCGGCAUUUCCGAUGCAGCUCCUGCUGUCAUCCCAUCACAAGGAGACCUCCUGGGGGAUCUUCUCAAUCUGGACCUGACACCCCCGACCACCACAGGCCCAGCACCACCGCCUCCUUCCUCUGGCAUGCAGAUGGGUGCCAUGGACCUUCUCGGUGGAGGAUUAGACAGCCUGCUUGGCGGAGAUCUUGGAGGGAGUCCUGCUAUGGGGGCGGGUUUUGGUGCGGCUCCAGCGGCAGUGCCAGCCCCAUUCAGUGCCCCCGUCAGUGGAGGCCUGGAUGACCUGUUUGAUCUUGGAGGUGGAGUGGGGAUGCCUAUGGGAGCCUACAGCCCCCCCAAAACAAUUUGGCUCCCAGCCAUGAAGGCCAAGGGGCUUGAGAUAUUAGGCACUUUUGCCCGCCGCGCUGGGGUGAUCCAAAUGGAGAUGACCCUCACCAAUAAAGCAAUGAGUGUUAUGACUGAUUUUGCCAUCCAGUUUAAUAGAAACAGCUUCGGUCUCGCUCCAGCUGGUCCACUCCAGGUUCUGACUCCUCUCAGCCCAAAUCAAACUAUUGAAGUGGCCCUUCCCCUCAAUACUGUUGGACCUGUUAUGAAGAUGGAUCCCCUCAACAACCUGCAGGUGGCUGUUAAGAACAACAUUGACGUCUUCUACUUCAGCUGCCAGUACCCCAUGAGCAUGCUGUUUGUUGAAGAUGGGAAGAUGGAGCGACAAGUGUUCCUCGCCACAUGGAAAGACAUUCCGAAUGACAAUGAGUCCCAGUUUCAGAUGAAAGACUGCCAUCUCAGCUCAGAUGCAGCUUCCAGCAAGCUGCAGGGCAGUAACAUCUUCACCAUUGCAAAGCGCACAGUGGAUGGCCAAGACAUGAUGUACCAGUCCAUGAAACUCACCAAUGGCAUCUGGGUGCUGGCAGAGCUGAGGGUGCAGGCAGGGAAUCCAAAUUACACAGUCUCCCUGAAGUGCAGAGCUGCAGAGGUGUCUCAGUGUGUGUUCCAGAGCUACGAGGCCGUGCUGAGGAACUGAGCCGCCGCCUGUGGGCCGCCGGCCAGCUCCUGGCACCUCUCCCUCCUCUUCCUCAGCUGAUCUGCACCACACCGCACCACAACAUCCCGGUGUGAAGGAGCCCCUUCACGCUGGCUCUGCCCGUUACAAUCCUCAAUAAUCUGUUCUGGCAGUUUCUGCUCUCUUUCUCUUUUUCUUUUUCUUCUCUGCAAAUCCUGCAGAGAUUCUUGUUCCUCUCCUUUUGGCCAGUCUCAUCAUCCCCCCCCCCCCCCCCCCCCUCCUUUUUUUUUUUCCCCCCACCUCCUCCAGUUUGACUUCUUUUCCAUGAUAAUUAACAGAGCAGCAUCAUUCUUCCCCUCCUCAGCCGUCCUGUAAUGAUCUUUAUUCUUUUGGGGACGGACGGCUGUCUGACUCCUGCCCCUGUCUUCUCUGCAUGAUGCUCUGUAAUCAUUUUCCUGCUGCAAUUCUCUGCCAAUUUCAGCCUAUUUUUGUAAUUUGUAUGCAGCAGGCGAUUCACCACUUCAUUCCCAUGUACGUGUGGGGGUCAGUUGAGAUGAGAUGAGGCAGAAUGAGAGCUAAACCCCCCCCCUUUUUGCCUGUCUGAGGUGGAUGUUGGGCGUGGGGGCCCCAACAAGAGACACAUAAAUACAUACUACACUAUCGUCGUUUUUGUUAUUUUCUAGUUUUCUGUAGUGCUCUUAGAACAGUGGGAUUGGAUCCCAAUCUGUUCCCCGAAUCAAAACGUGUGCUGCGUGUGUGAAAACCGUCGGUGUGUUUUUUUUUCUUUGACUUUUACAUCAGUCUGUUUGACAUUUUAUAGACUCGCAGCAGGCGUCCACCGACUGCUCUCUUGCCUAGUCAUUCCAAGGUUUGAUUAUUUUUUUAUUUUAGUUAUUUUUUCCGUCUCUGUAGUUCUGUGGGUGUACGUGAGGGCAGACUGGCAGGCCUGGGGCUGCGUGCCGGCUGCUCUGCGCGUCAGCAGCAGCCUCUGGGGCCUCCGCCUCUGCUCACUGUAUCCCAGCGCAGCUCUCCUAACCACGGCCACCGGAGAUGAAGGCCCAGGUGACACACGCCAUGCCACAGUGUGUGUCUCGCUCCUAAACGCAGGCAGCACGCUGGGUUUUGGCUAAGGGCUGCUAGAACAGUGUCUGACCCUUCGAAUAGUUUUUGAGGCAUUAUAGCGGAGCUCUGUUUAGUGCUUCUACAGAAUGAGCGCACCUACACUAACUACCAUAGUAGACUACAGUAGAGGCAGUACAUUCUGAGGUAUAUCUGUGUGUGUGCGUGUGUUUGUUUGUUUGCGUGUGUGGUGGCGGCUGAUUCAUUUAAAUGCUGUAUAAAAAAAAAAAAUCAAAUGUUUAAUCAGAUGUUUUGGAUUGAUUUGAUUUUGUUCACUGUGUGUACAUCAUUUGAAAGUAACUAUUAAAAGUCUUAAUGAUUGACA